CUUGCCUCCGACAUCCAACACCGGUUGGCAACUCGCCCCUUGAUCUCUAUACUACGCAGUCACAGUUCGACGGACUCUGCAACACACUACUUUCGUAGCUGUUUUUGAGCUUGGUCAUGUCGCUCGCUGAGAGCUGGGUGCACGACGACUCCGAUAGCGACCAUAGCGAAGAUGAGGAUAGCAGCGAUUUGGAAGAAGUGAGUGAAGAAGUGAGUGAAGAAGACGAGGAAGAGGAGCGUCCGGUCUCCGUGAAGGGCAAGGGAAAAGCGCGAGACGAUCCGGAGCCGGAGCAUGUCGACCAGGACUUUGACCGUCUUGUACGUGAGAUACGCGAAGGCGACAGUAGCGGCGGAGCCCUCAGCAAGGUCUGGGAUUUUGACUUGAAAGACCGGGAGGCAGAGUUCAAGGAUGAUCUACGAGAGGCGUCAGGAGUAGGAAAGAAGCGGGGACGCAAGCCAGGCCGACGGAAAGGGAUUGUGCUGUCCCCAGAUGUCGAAGUGCUCAUCGGCCAAGGCCAUCAGGCAUUCAUCGACGGCAAAUUCGAAGAUACUACCCGAAUUAUGCAGGAAGUUAUACGCAUAGAGCCACGGGACCCUCGCGCAUGGUCGGUGCUCGCGCAGUGCUGUGAAAUUAAAGAAGAAUCGCGGAAAGCCUUGCAGUUACGGAUAAUGGCUGCCCAUCUGAACCAGGAGGCGGAAGAGUGGGAGCAGUUGGCUAAGCAGUCGAGGCGGGAAGGGUAUCACCAGCAGGCUCUGUACUGCUACAGGAAGCUACACCAACUCGACCCGGACAACCUGAACGCUCUCUGGGACCGUGCAACCCUCGCCAAGCAAUUAGGAGAGCCACGAACUGCUCGCGUCUCCCUGCUUGCUAUUUUGAAGCGCAUUCCGCAUGAUUUAACUGUACUCGCAGAACUGCGCCCUAUUCUCAUCGAACUGAACGACCUCGAGCUCUGCGCGAAGCUCUUCGAGGACGCCUUCGCGCAUUACCAUGCCACGUACCCGAACGGCCAGGUACCCCCAGCAGACCCACUCGCCGAGCAAACCAGUUCACCGACAGCAGGUUUUGGGCUCAUGGAAAUUCUCGUCCUCGCUGACAUAUACAACAUCCUCGGGCGCUGCGAGAAGGCCGUCGAGACGAUCCGUCGCGGGUGCCGUUGGCUGCAGGGCCGCGCGGCGCAGAAGUUCUGGGACUCGAACGAGGACGACAGGGAGUGGGACGAGCCCGUCGGACCGAACGGCGAGAGCUGGAGGACCGUGCCCCACGGCGAGGUCCAGCCGGGUAUGUACCCGCUCGACGUCAAUGCGAGACACCGUCUCGCGGUUGCGAGGAUCAAGAUGGGCGACAUUGGCGAGGGAAAGAUGCAUGCUGACAUCAUCCUGUCACAAGAAAUCGCUGACUAUGCGGCACUGUUCACGGAGAUUGCGGACGCAUACUUUGAACGAGAGAUGUAUGCGGAUGCCGGACACAUCUACGAGAUGCUGGGUGGGGAUGCUGGGACCAGCAGUCUGUAUGUCUUACUACAAGCAGCGGCUUGUCGUCGGAUGGUGGGCGAUCUCAAGGAAGCUGUUGAUAUCUACGAGCACGUCAUCCAAGCUGACCCGACUCACAAUGACGCCAAGAUGAAACUCGCGGAGAUAUACGAGAUUCUUAAUGAACCAAGGAAGGCUUUGGACUUGGUCCUGCAAGUCAUCGACUCGCGCCGUCGCAAGAGUCGGCAAGGGCAAGACAACGACGACGUUCAAACCUCUGAGGCGGGCCAGGGCGCCUCGCUCUUCGAAGAGAAGCCUCGUCCAGGCAAGGACAAACCUGUCAAGACUAUGCGCCCCGAUAAACUGUCGCCGACGCAGUUGCGCAAGCUCGAGCAAGAAAAGGAGCAGGAGGCGGUCAUGGCGUUUGGGAGAGUCAAGGAGCUCUGGACGCGCAUGCUCGCCGGUGACGAAGAGGCAGACCGUGAGUGGAUGCAGCAGGCGGAGAUGCUAGUCGAGUCUUUCCGCGAGACGCGGGCGUUGUUCCUGACCUCGCGCAAGGAGGGCUUCCAUGGUGUCUUUCGCAGGAGCAGGAGACGGAAGCAAAGCGAGGAGGCGAAUGAAGAGAGUAUGGCGUCACGGCUGCAGUUGGAUCUUGGUCGCGAGACGGUAGCCAGGAAGGCCAAGGGUGCCUCUGGGGAAGAGUUCGAUUCUUUCCGUAAGAUUUCGUUCGAUGACUGGCUGCGGAUAUUUAUGCAGUUCUCGUUCAACCUUACUCGAAGAGGACAGUAUGACGAUGCACAGGAAAUUCUUCGGCAUAUCCUCUACUCCAACGCCUUCCAAGAGCGAGUACACUUGGACACGAUACGUUGCGCCCUCAUCACGUGCUCUAUUGCUGCGGCUCGAUACGACACGGUUGUCGAACAAGCACGGAAGCUUGUUAACGCGCACCAGUUUAACAACGAACCGCUCCGCAUCCUCCUCGCCUCCCUUGCGAGCGGCUAUCAUGCAACAGAUAGCUUCCUCGCCUCCACGCUCUCGAAGCACAUGCUCCGCGAGCUGCGUUCCUACGACUCUGCGCUCAAGAACCCUGACGCACUCCGCUGGAACCCUAUACUGAAGCGGUACGGCGUCGGGACGAAGGCGGAGGAAGAAGAGGACGCGGACGUACUCGAGGGCGCCAGCCGAGACGAGUCCGAAUCUGCGGGCGGCAGCGGAGCACCCAAGCUGCCAUCCAAGGAGAGCCCAAUCGGCGUGACGAUCUAUGGGCAGAUAUGCCUGGCAGCGAAGAGUUAUCAGAGUGCGAUCUUCUAUCUCUUGCAUGCAUACGAUUACUGUCCGCACGAUCCCGUCAUCUGCCUGUCGCUUGCAAUCGCGUCUAUGGGACGGGCAAUGCAACGACAGGCUGACAAUCGGCAUCACCUCAUAGUGCAGGCCAUGGCGUUCCUCUCGAAAUACCGCGAUCUUCGAGGCGACGAUGCACCAGGCGAGGUCGAGUACAACUUUGGCCGUGCGUUCCACCAUUUAGGACUGCUAUCGCUAGCGGCGAAGCAUUACCAACACGUUUUGGAACAGGCCGAGAAGAAAACUCAGUCAGAUCCAGAGGCUGACUGUGGUCUUGCCCGCGAAGCAGCGUACAACUUGUCACUGAUCUACGUCACGACAGGCGCGACACCUCUGGCGCAAGACUUGUAUCGUCGGUGGCUAUCUCUUUGAUUACAUGUAGCCAUAACCCUUGUGAUAUAGCACAUUCACAACUAAUGUACCAAUAUCAUUCAGUCAGUCAGUCUCGUAUCGUCUCUGGCGCAUAAAUGCUCGUCGAAAUUUCG
Molecule: messenger RNA, 3298 nt
Organism: Phanerochaete carnosa HHB-10118-sp
Lineage: Eukaryota; Fungi; Basidiomycota; Agaricomycetes; Polyporales; Phanerochaetaceae
Exons: 17
Coding region: 117-3185 (1022 amino acids)
Biological process (GO): transcription by RNA polymerase III
Cellular component (GO): transcription factor TFIIIC complex
Molecular function (GO): protein binding
Source: RefSeq, a predicted model, not a curated record